CUCUGCAGGUCGAUUCCAAUGUCUGGGCGGAUCCGCUCGCUCGGCGAUCUGUUGCCGUGCCUGAGUGUGAGGCCAUUGUGGGCAGUGACUGUGGCAGAGCUGGUGGAAGUGUUUUCACCACAUAUUUGAAAGAAAAAUAUUUUCAGAUAUUAUCAACAAUGAAGACUAUUAAGAAAGUGUCAAGCAUAAAGAAGGAAAUGGCAGAUACAAUUCAUAUAUCCUUCCAAAGUGAGGAAUUUGGAAUUGAAUAUUCAACUUUUCAACCCGAAGUAAAACACGAACUACAGGAAGCACAAAGCACCAAUUCAAAGCUUAUUUUAUAUGAGGGAAGCCAUAUAGAAGAUCAACAAUCUCCACAGUCUGAUUUUGGAAAUUGCUUUACCAGUAUGUCAGAAGCUCAUACACAGGAGGUCACUCACACCAAUAAAAUGCCUUUGUCUUUUGCUAAUUGUAGGAAACCAGACCUUCUUAGACGUGAGAAACCCUUUGAAUGUUUUCAGUGUGGGGAAUGUUUUCUUACAAGUCGAACACUUCUUCAGCAUCAGAUAGUUCACACAGGAGAGAAAGACUUUGUCUGUUCUGAAUGUGGGAAAUGUUUUGCUAGGAAGCAGGGUCUUGUGGAACAUCAAAGAACUCACACUGGGGAGAAACCUUUUGAAUGUCCCAGCUGUGAGAAAUGCUUUGCCACAAAGCAAAGGAUGCAUGUGCAUACAAGAAUACACACAGGAGAAAAACCUUAUUCGUGUGGCAUAUGUGGGAAAUGGUUUUCUAAAUAUCCAAAUCUUAUUAGACACAAGAGAAUUCACACAGGGGAGAAACCAUUUGCAUGUUCUAAAUGUGAAAAAUGUUUUAUCACAAACUCAAGUCUGAUUUUACAUGAGAGAACACACACAGGAGAGAAACCAUUUGCAUGUUCUUUAUGUGCAAAAUGUUACUCCUCAAAGUCGGGGCUUAUUUUACACGAGAGAAGCCACACCGGAGAGAAACUGUUUGCGUGUCCAGACUGCGGAAAGUGUUUCAUCAGAAAGGAACAUCUUAUUAGACAUCAGAGACGUCAUACGUUGGAGAGACAAUUUGCAUGUAUGAAAUGUGGGAAAUGUUUUAAUACAAAGUCAGAAUUUCUUAGUCAUGACAGGACGCAUACAGGAGAGAAACCAUUUACAUGUCCUGAUUGCGGGAAGUGUUUUGCAAGAAAGCAACAAGUCUAUGAACAUAAGAAAAUGCAUACAGGGGAGAAACCAUUUCCAUGUUCUGAAUGUGGGAAAUGGUUUUCCAAAAAGUCAAAUCUUCUUAGACAUGUGAGAACUCACACUGGUGAGCGACCUUUCACAUGUUCUGAGUGUGGAAGAUGCUUUUCCAAAAAGACAAGCCUUAUGAAGCAUGUGAAAUCUCACCUUUGUGAAAUGCCCUUUUCAUGUUCUGCAGAAAAUGUUUGACCACAGUGUCAGCAAUCUGAUUUCACAUGUUUCGUGGACAUCAUAUAUUGUACAUGCUUUGUUUGUUCUUAAUGUGGAAGAUGUUAGAAUAGCUGAGACACAGCAGGGUUUAUUGACUGAACUCCAAAUUAUACCAAAUUGAAAUCAGAAUUUAAACUUUUAGGCAAAAAUUAGCUGAUAUGGAAGGAUUGGUAAUUUGAGCCUAAAUGUUGUCAUUUGUAUCUCAGUUUAUUACACUCCAUAGUUCAUCCAAUCCAGUCAAUAAACCC
Messenger RNA from Pelobates fuscus (common spadefoot toad), 1705 nucleotides. Its product is annotated as oocyte zinc finger protein XlCOF6.1-like. NCBI's taxonomy places the organism in Eukaryota, Metazoa, Chordata, Amphibia, Anura, Pelobatidae. The record is from RefSeq and is a predicted model, not a curated record. Gene Ontology annotation, cellular component: nucleus. Gene Ontology annotation, molecular function: RNA polymerase II cis-regulatory region sequence-specific DNA binding; DNA-binding transcription factor activity, RNA polymerase II-specific. The transcript is spliced from 2 exons. Bases 159 to 1436 code for a protein of 425 amino acids. Gene Ontology annotation, biological process: regulation of transcription by RNA polymerase II.